AUGUCUCGUACUGACUUUUCAUGUGCCAUAUGCUAUGAGGUGGCUAGCGAGCCUGUUGUAACUCGCUGUGGGCAUCUCUUUUGUUGGAGGUGCCUUAGCAGGUGGCUUCAUCCCCCAAGAUCAGCAGUGAACACGGAGUGUCCGGUCUGUCGCGGAAGAGUUGAUGAGAAUGUUAAUGGCGAUAUUAUUCCAUUAUAUGGUAAGGGGAGAAGUGAGGGUGCAUCGUCUUCGUUUCAACGUUCUUCGCGGUGGACACAAGGCGCUUCGCACGGGCCGCCGCCACGCCCGGCAGCUGCGAGAGUACCAUCCAGUUCAGAUGGGAAUUCAUUUCGACUCCGAGGGGCAUUUCCUUUUCUGAGCAGUACCUCUUUUUUCUUUUUUUCUUCCGACCCUUAUUCACUGAUUGCGAUAUCUCUUUUGUGGGCUAUGUACCAGCUUCCAUGGAGGGAGUGGUUGACGAACCUGAGUACGUAUUUGGGAGGUGUGAGCAACACUGUGCCUACUGCAGAUGAGGGCGGGAGUAAUGUGGGUGCCGUGCCCUCACCACAGCGGUCGGACGAUUUACACUCCCGAGAGGUGGGUGAGGCAAUUACGAGGCACGUGCGAAGCGCAAUGGUGUUAGCAUUAGGUUUGUUAGCCACAUCUUUUUUUAUGGUGUGA
This is a messenger RNA of Trypanosoma brucei brucei TREU927, 660 nucleotides long. RefSeq lists its product as hypothetical. Gene Ontology annotation, molecular function: ubiquitin-like protein conjugating enzyme binding; ubiquitin protein ligase activity. The record is from RefSeq and is a predicted model, not a curated record. Bases 1 to 660 code for a protein of 219 amino acids. Lineage: Eukaryota; Euglenozoa; Kinetoplastea; Trypanosomatida; Trypanosomatidae. The transcript has a single exon. Gene Ontology annotation, cellular component: endoplasmic reticulum. Gene Ontology annotation, biological process: ubiquitin-dependent protein catabolic process.